AACAACUCUCCCACGGCAUGAAGUACGCGCUGAGAAAGCACCUUAUCGGUUGUUAUGGAAACACUAUUGGACCGAUUAUUAUAAGCGUGCAGUUUUAAUCGCUUUUUGAUUUUUGGGCUGGCUCUGAGAUAGAGGUGAAAACAUUUAACGGUAACAUUCCUGACAUUUUCCAAGUCUGUUUAGCGUUCUGUGGGUCGUGUUACACUAGACUGACAAACUAAAAUAGCUGUCAUCACCUUAUACGGGUUUAUAUAAUCAAGGAAAUAACAAAUCGAAACUCAGUUCCUCUGCGGGCCCAGUGAAAAACGGUACAAACAUGAUUGGCUGCAAGCAAGUUUUUAUUUUCCUGAUAAUCUUAACAGCCGCGACUAAACUUUCUCUCGCGAAACCAGUUUUCAAGUUUCCUGCUGAAACGGACAAAAUUGAAAACCGUCCCAAGAUUGAAUCUAGGAGCGAGUUCCCGGAUGAGUCUGCUGGUGGCGUCACUGAGGAAACCAUUAAUCAACUAGAGAAUGAAUAUAAAGCUGGAUCCGCCAACAAAAGUAAUGACGCAGAAAACAACCCUCAAGAAACUCAAAUAGCCGUGGAAGACAAUGAGUUAGCCAGACGGUUUGUUUACGGACAAUACGGAGGUAAAAGAAAAGUCGACAGUGAAGGUGAAAUUGGGCACAACAAACGAUUUGUGUAUGGCGCCGGUAAACGGUUCGUUUACGGAGGCAAAAGAACAACGGACAAUCAAGGCGAGAAGGAGGAUAAUAAACGGUUCGUCUACGGUGGGAAACGGUUCGUCUACGGCAGAAAACGAUUUGUUUACGGAGGCAAAAAAACAACGGACAAUGAAGGCGAAAAUGAGAACAACAAACGGUUUGUUUAUGGAGGAAAACGAUUCGUUUACGGUAGAAAGCGGUUUGUUUACGGAGGCAAAAAAACAACGGACAAUGAAGGCGAAAAUGAGAACAACAAACGGUUUGUUUAUGGAGGAAAACGAUUCGUUUACGGUAGAAAGCGGUUUGUUUACGGAGGCAAAAAAACAACGGACAAUGAAGGCGAGAAUGAGAACAACAAACGGUUUGUUUAUGGAGGAAAACGAUUCGUUUACGGGGGCAAAAGAACAACAAACAGCGAAGAUGUAGAAGACAGUGAAAAACGUUUUGUUUAUGGUGGAAAACGGUUCGUUUACGGUGGUAAAAGAGCGGCGAACACAGAGGAGAAAGAAGAUGUAGACAACAAGAGGUUUGUCUAUGGAGGCAAACGAUUCGUCUACGGCGGCAAACGUGAAGAGACCACUGAAGAUGAACCCUCUAAUUACUGGGAAAGACGACGUGAAAAUUAUGAAGACACUGAGGAUGAUGCUCAAGUUGAAUUGCUCAAAGAAUUACGCGAAUAUUUCUCUAAAAGGCAACACGACAAGAGGAAUUCAGCGACAACGUCUCGAAAGGAAGAAACUUGGGAUGUACAGCGUGUCUCCGAAGACAUCAAUGAAUCGGUGGCCCAGGAGUCAGAUGGUACCGAGUCCUGAGCACGAGCCAGAUUACGCGCUACGAGCCAUAGAAUAACAUGCUAAACCGAGGGUAGUGUAUCUGAUUUAGCCCAAGUAGGGCAUCGGCUAUGACUUGAUUUAAAGUCAUAGUUAUUAACCAUUCUUCAUUUUGUUGAUUUCAUAAGCCCAUAAAUAAUUUGUCCCAAACACUUUUAAGUCACGUCUUAAAAGACGUGACUGUAUUCGCACCGGAUAGACUAACGUACGAAUGUGCUCCGACUAAGCACGAUCGUGUACCGAUUGAGUACAAACAUACUCCGAUCGAGUACGAACUUGCACCGAUCGUGAACGAACGUGCGCGGAGCGUGUUCUAGCAUGUGCAUUUUGAGUACGAACUGAUUUAGUUAUAGAAGCCUUCUCGCUCUACCCAUGAUUCAUUGUUUGAUUGAAAGGGUGAGUCAAAUCAUGUGUCUAUUCUUAUUCGGCUAUUAGUACUGUGGCAUAUUUUCAGCCUUUGGAAAAACUUGAAAAGCCUUUAAUGACGAAAGCAAUAAGUAAUCAAUCUCCUGUGGGGAAAUGAUUUGGGCCUUGUUGAUAUUAUUUACUUUCACACUAAUAGGCUUCAAAUCUGGCAUCUCUGACUACCGCACAACUGUCAAAUAUAUAGGAUGUGCACCCAGAUAAAUUAAUUCGUGCAUCCAAAUAGGGAUGCAUGCUGUAUAGUAGAUUUUUCUGUGAUUUGGUUGCAUGAUAAUAAGGCGAAGGAAGGGGGAAGGGGUGGGGGAAAAUGAUUAAGAGGGGAUGGGUAGGCAACUGUGCUAAAAGCAUGGCAUUCUGUGUUCAUCGCUUUGUUACCCGUUACCUUAACCAAUCAAAAUUAUAAAAUUCUUAUAUGGAGUGCAUGCAUAUGCACUGAAUUGAUUUAUAUGUUCCCAGAGCACAGCUAUGUGUCCACGAAAUACAUAAAUGUACAAUUUUGAAAUAGAAAUGCAACAUUGUGAUUAUUUUCACUAUGAAUGUACUCAUGCAUAUUACUUAAUAAAGGUAUUUGUGUCAAUAAAA
Molecule: messenger RNA, 2542 nt
Organism: Nematostella vectensis (starlet sea anemone)
Lineage: Eukaryota; Metazoa; Cnidaria; Anthozoa; Actiniaria; Edwardsiidae
Product: cylicin-2
Exons: 6
Coding region: 317-1519 (400 amino acids)
Source: RefSeq, a predicted model, not a curated record